AUGGCUGACGAUCCUCCAAAAUUCAACUUCGGCGGAACUCCCUCAACCAGCUCAUCGUCGACUUCAGGCCUUUUUGGGACCUCAAAACCUUCAGGUAGCACGCUUUUCGGCAGUACCACCGGUCAGGGGGCAGGUAGUAACCUCUUUGGGAACACCGAUACAAGCAAAUCUUCUGGAAGUGGCUUCAGUUUCGCUGGGUUUGGAGCCGUGAGCACAAGCGAGAACAAGCCGUCAAAUGGAGCUACGGCAAACAACAAAGCGGCUGGUGGGUUUGAAGGCUUCGGUGCUGGCUCGACCACUCCAUCCUUCGGUGGUAUAGGGGGCUCGCAGACCCCUCCUAAACCUUUCUUCGGCACCGGUUCCAGUUCAGCUCCUAGACAGUCUCAAGGCCUUUUUGGAAACGUUUCAACAGGCGGCGCAACUUCAUCAGCACCUACUGGCUCAACAACUCCUGCGCCAUCAGGCUUCUCAUUCAAUCCAACUACGACACCUGCCGGUCCACCACCAACAAACAUCUUUGGUGGAAGCACUGGCGGAAACAACUUGUUUGGGAGCAAGGACAAAGACAAGGACAAGUCCGCCGCCAAUCCUUUUCAGCCAGCCGGAAUCUCAGGUAGUGUAGCUUCCACUCAAGCCCCGGCGCCUGGUGGUAACAUUUUUGGAGGAGACACCGCCAAACAACCGCUUCCUCCAUUCUCUUUAAGCAAGCCAGGUGAGACCUCGCAAGGCACAAGUACGGCAACAACGACAAAUGCAGAACCCAAGAAGUCACUAUUUGCUAGCCUCGAUCAGAAAACUUCCAAUACUACAUCAUUGACAACGCCAUCCAGCAAUCCUCAGAAGCCACUCUUUAGUGGUCUCGGCCAGAAUCCUUCUAAGAUACCGUCUUCGUCUACUCUAACAACCUCUUCUGCGGCUCCUUCUCUUUUCUUUCAGCAGCCUACGACGUCCGGAUCUACAGACACAUCUAAAGUAUUUCAAUUUCCCUCUACUAAGCCUGUCGCCUCUGAAACCGCUGCAUCAGGUGGAGAACCGUCAAGGCCAGUCUUCGGCGGGCUUCCUACACAAACGCCAUCGACGAGCGCACCAUCAUUUGGAAAUAUUUUGAAUAAAACCCCUCUAACCUCAUCCUCCACACCUGGUGCCAAUGUCUUCAGCAUAGGUACCACACUUCCUACGACAUCAGGCUCUCAAACGCCCACCUCAACCACUUCAGCAACAGCAACUACCAGCGCACCUUUCAGCAGUCCCUUCAAAGUUCCGGACAAACCCGCCUCCGCCACCACAACAACGACAACCGCGACAUCACAAUCUGCAACCACCAGCACCACAGCUCCAGCAUCAACCUCAACAGCAGGGGGUCCAACAGGCAGUCUAGGGGCGUCCGUCCUCGGCGCCUCCACAACUGGACCCACUCCACCCGCCCAGUCCCGCCUCCGCAAUAAGACCAUGGACGAGAUUCUCACCCGCUGGGCGUCCGACCUCACAAAAUACACCAAAGAAUUCCAAUCCCACGCCGAGACCGUCGCACAAUGGGACCAAUUGCUGGUGGAGAACAUGUCUAAGAUCAGCAAGCUGUACAUCUCGGCCGUGACGGCAGAAAAGCAGACCGCGAGCGUAGAGAUGCAGCUGAGCGCUGUGGAGAACCAGCAAAACGAGCUGGAGAGCUGGUUGAGCAAGUAUGAAGGGGAGGUGGAUGAGAUGCUGGCUAAAAAUGGGGCCGGGCAGGGGAUGGAAUUGGGGGGUCCGGAUCAGGAGAGGGAAAAGACAUACAAGUUGGCAGAGAAGUUGAACGAGAGAUUGGAGGGUAUGGGGCGUGAUCUGGCCACUAUGAUUGAGGAGAUUAAUGCGGCGAACGCUGGGUUGAGUCGGACGACAAAGGCUGAUGAGCCGGUAAGUUCUUAUCGAUCUUCCCCCUACGUUCCUAUCGUUAUGGAAUCAUAUGCUGAUCGAUGGAAUGUCAUUUUCACUCUACAGAUCACGCAGAUCGUUCGCAUACUCAAUUCACAUCUCAGCCAAUUACAGGCUAUCGAUCAGGGCACCGUAGCGCUGCAAGCGAAGGUCAAUGCGGCACAAAAGGCAAGCCAAGGGUUAGGCUUUCCUGGAAUGAAUGGAAGCAAUGGCGCGGGAGGCAGCGCAACGGAAGACUUCUAUCGCAGCUACAUGGGUAGAAGAUGA
Molecule: messenger RNA, 2178 nt
Organism: Endocarpon pusillum Z07020
Lineage: Eukaryota; Fungi; Ascomycota; Eurotiomycetes; Verrucariales; Verrucariaceae
Exons: 1
Coding region: 1-2178 (725 amino acids)
Biological process (GO): RNA export from nucleus; protein import into nucleus
Cellular component (GO): nuclear pore; nuclear pore central transport channel
Molecular function (GO): phospholipid binding; structural constituent of nuclear pore
Source: RefSeq, a predicted model, not a curated record